Aspergillus calidoustus is the source of this 1185-nucleotide messenger RNA. NCBI's taxonomy places the organism in Eukaryota, Fungi, Ascomycota, Eurotiomycetes, Eurotiales, Aspergillaceae. The record is from the annotation of a GenBank genome assembly.
AUGUCCGGAGACGCCACAGCUGGCACAAAGAGGUCCAAUGUCGAGUUCUGCACUCUGGGCAUGUUCAUCCUUGAUGAUAUCGAUUUCGAAGGCUCUCGGCCAAGUGUGAAGAACGUGCUUGGUGGCGCAGCUUCAUUUGCAGUCAUUGGCGCUCGCAUGGUAGCUGGCAAAGAAUAUUCGCGUUCCGUCAGCUGGAUCGUUGAUGUUGGCUCCGACUUCCCACCAGAGGUCUUGAACGAACUCAAAGCUUGGGAUACGGAUUGCACUUUUAGAGAAGACCCCGGAAGACUCACAACUAGGGCAUGGAAUGGUUAUGGACCCAAUGAAAAACGAGCUUUCAAAUACCUAACGCCUAAGUUACGUUUGGAGCCAUAUAUGCUCUCCGAUUCCCAGGUAUUAUCAAAAACAUUUCAUAUGGUUUGUUCCUCGGCCCGGUGUAUCUCGAUAGUACGAGAUAUUUUGCGACGCCGUGAAGAGUUGGAAAGUGCAGGAACGCCCUCUUCCGGUCGGCCUGUGUUUGUAUGGGAGCCUGUACCUGAUAUGUGCACGCCAGAGGAGCAGCAAAAGUUCCUAGAGGCAUGUCGUGAGGUCGAUAUUGUGAGCCCCAACGACCUAGAGUUGGGAAUGAUGUUUGGUCGACCAUCCUGGAGUGAGGAGAGUGAAUUCGGGAAGCGGAUAGCGGAGAAGAUCUUAGUCUCGGGAAUUGGGCUUCAUGGUGAGGGACACCUGAUUAUUAGGGCUGGGAAAGAUGGUAGCUACUCAUACUCGAGAGGCCAGAGGCUCUGGCUGCCCGCUUAUCAUCAACCGGUUGCCUCAGGUGAAUCCGCAGUUGUUGAUCCAACCGGUGCUGGUAAUUCCUAUUUAGGCGCUCUAGCCCAGGGAAUGAUAAGCAAAGGUAGAGACGCUGCUACGGUCGUUGACUCGGUGCUCGGAACAUCCGCAAAUUGGCGCAAUGCAACAACGACAGCUCAGGGAGAGCAGAGCUCGGUUCCAAUGGCUCUUAUCCUUGCCACCGUCGCUGCAAGCUUCGUUGUGGAGCAAAUUGGCGUUCCUCGCCAGUCUACUUCUGGGGAGGGGAAGGAACUUUGGAACGAAACUGAAUUCACGGAACGGGUCCGUCUGUACACACAGGGAUUGUAUCGAACACUCGAAGAAUCUCCUCGAAAACACUUGCAAAUGAACUGA